Molecule: messenger RNA, 429 nt
Organism: Capsella rubella
Lineage: Eukaryota; Viridiplantae; Streptophyta; Magnoliopsida; Brassicales; Brassicaceae
Exons: 1
Coding region: 1-429 (142 amino acids)
Source: RefSeq, a predicted model, not a curated record
AUGACAAAACUCGAAGAGAUAUGUAUUACCUUCUCACUAACACUUUUACUAUGCUUAUCAGUCGGAGGUGCCCUUAACACAGACCAGAAAUGGGCUGGUGGAAACCAUUUUGGUUACCAGGGAGGGUUCUGUUUUCCCGGUCUCUGCGUUGGAGGAACUGGUGGUAGCAGAGUCAACUUCGGCACGGGCGGUGGCGGUUAUAGACAGACCAUGUAUUGCAAACCGCUAACAUGUUAUGGUGGCUCAUGUGAUGCACUCCAUUUGCAUUUAGACAAGGGACUGUAUGAAUCUCUCGUAAGCAACAAUGCGGCAAAACACCCAUCAACUGUUGGUUACAACAUCCCAGAGACCUUCAAAGACAGUGUCAACAGAAACUAUGAGUUCAAGGAAGUGAAAGACGCUGCAAUGGCACCACAGUCGUCUAACUAG